GUGCGAUUUCUUGGCUUUUCCAUCAUCAGCAAAGACAGAAACCUAGGGAAAACGCGUUCAGUGCAGCCUGCUGAAAAGGCUAUCAAGGGAUCGAUUCUGUAAUUCCAAUUUUCACAUUUCCCACCAUCGAAGUAAUCUGAUUCAUCUACAAAGUUUAGUCAAUCGAUCAGAAUGCUUGGAUGGUGGGAAAUGUAAAAUGUGAAAUUACAGAAUCAAUCCCCAGGCCUCUGAUUCCUCUCUGAUUUGGGGUUCGCUUCGAUAUUACCUGCCAGUGAUGUCAGCAAUCCUUUAUCUCUUUUACGCUGCCGAGUUUGUGACUAGCUCUACCUCUGUCCUAGGGAGUUUAUAGCGCUGCCUACUAAUUUAAGAACGCAGCCUGGUCGACACGUCAAGGUCAGCAAAAGCGAGUGUGACUGGAGGACCCGGCGAUUUUAUUCAGUGCUGCAAUAAAAUUGGCUGCAAAUCCCGGACGAAAACAUGUCCGAACUACUCGACACUAUACCUGAUGUAGACAUCGAUGAUAAUGGGAAGUUCAAGUACAUUUUGAUCCAUGUAUUCGACGCCGAGAACGAUACGGUCAAGACCAUCGUCAGAGGAUACCUCAGAGAGUUCCAUGCACACAUAUACGAGGAAGUGGAGGAGAAGAUUUUGAAAGACAUGGCACCGCGUCUUGAAACUGAGUGCAUAGGCGGUGGAUUCAUCGAGCACAAAGCUGCGGAUAAGAAGAUCAAGGUUUACGGCAGAUCAAUGGGCUUUGGCAAGGCCGAUCAUAACGUCACCGUCGAACUCUUGAAGAAGGCAUAUCCUGACUACGAGGUCAUCACAACUAACGAAGAAUAGUAAUUCUGACGUGUAUUGCAUACUUAUUUUGUCCCGUAUUUGUAUGCACUCCUUUAUUCGUUUGCGUUAUCAUGUCUUGUGCUCCUACUUUGACUUUAAUAUUUAAUAAAACAGCCAUUCAAUCCUGGACUGCACCUCAUCCAGCUGCUCCUGUUCCAAGUUUAUGAUGCCUGACACUACAAUUGCGCUUACAUAAAUUUAACGAUGUCGAUAUCAAGCAAUAACAGAGACUCUCGAUGAAAUCAAUACCUGUAUUUAUAUUAUUAUCCGACUGUCGUCGAGAAUAAUGUGUUCGGAAUACAAUACAUCUUCAAUGUACUGAGCACAUACUAGAAUAUGUGUCAACCUAUGCGCCAAGCAGCUGCCGACUAAGAAGUAAAUCCAGUUUCUCUGCAGCCCGCAAUGUCGCAAAGGUAUACCUAUAAACUAGGAUAUAAUAUAAACCUCAGGUUACCAUCGCCUUGAAAUUACGGGCGUACAGCAUACAACAAAAAAAAGUGGGUAGUUACUCAUUAAGUGUUACAAGGAAAUGACUGAUAGACCAUCAUUGUUGUAAUCCGAAUAUACCUGUGCUUAUUA
Neodiprion fabricii is the source of this 1419-nucleotide messenger RNA. RefSeq names its product 14 kDa phosphohistidine phosphatase-like. The transcript is spliced from 4 exons. Lineage: Eukaryota; Metazoa; Arthropoda; Insecta; Hymenoptera; Diprionidae. Gene Ontology annotation, molecular function: protein histidine phosphatase activity. Gene Ontology annotation, biological process: peptidyl-histidine dephosphorylation. Bases 478 to 840 code for a protein of 120 amino acids. The record is from RefSeq and is a predicted model, not a curated record. Gene Ontology annotation, cellular component: cytosol.